AUGUUGCUUCUUUUACUAUUUUGCUUCAACCAUUUUAUAAUUCAGCGUCCCUUCAAAUGUUCUUGUGGUCGGAGUUACAUACGUCGACAGCACCUUACACGACACGAGGCCAAAUGCGACGGUACUGCUGGCACCUCUGAGCGAAGCAAAGGUCUCCUUACCAAAGCCGUCAAUUCGUCUGAUUACUCCUGUCCAAAAUGCGGUGCCGGUCCUUUUUCCAAAAAAAAGACUGUUUGGGCGCAUCUCUCUAUUGUUCACGGUGAGCGUCGUUUUCGGUGUGACCAGUGCGGUGCGGCGUUCCCGACAAAGUCGAAGUUGGAACGUCACCUUAGCCGACAUCACAAUCUCAAGUGCCAAUUAUGUGCUGCUGCAAUGAAGGAAUCUGCACCACACAAAGAAACAGAGGUGGCGCCGACUUUACCGAAUCCGAACGAGCGUUUCGAGAACUUUACCAAACUGCGCAAACACAUCGCCAUUCGGCAUCCGAAGCGUACUUUCAUCUGUGAGACGUGUGGUCAGCGUUUUUUGCGCAUCGCCCACCUGAGAGAGCAUGAGUUGCGGCACACGCCUGGCUGUGAGUCGUUGUGCCAAAGACGAACUUUCGUCUGCACCUACUGCUCUCCCGGACCGACUACCUCCGCAACCCCCGCAGUCGCAUUCACGGCCAGGCGCAACCUCCUCGCCCAUAUUCGCUCCGCCCAUGCUAGUGAGAUGCGACGCUUUCCCUGCACACACAUCUCCUGUCCCGCAAUCCUCUCCUCGAAGCAAAAGCUGGCGGCUCACUUGAAGCGGCACUCCAAGACGCACCCGUCUGCCCCAAUUAGGGUGUUUCAACGCCCAUCUCUCGCCAAAACUCGCCUUCAGCCCGCGAUCCCGCAAGCAGUCCCCCCCAAGAGGCGCAAGUGUGUACCCUUAUGUGAUCUCCAGGAGGCCUGGGAGACGGAUAGCCAAAGUAGUAUUCCAUCACUCCUGUGUUGA
This is a messenger RNA of Mesocestoides corti, 978 nucleotides long. The record is from the annotation of a GenBank genome assembly. Lineage: Eukaryota; Metazoa; Platyhelminthes; Cestoda; Cyclophyllidea; Mesocestoididae.